UAGCAUUCGUUUGAUGACUAGUAGGAAAGCAUUUCUUCUGAAACAAAAAAUAUAUCAACAUAGAUCUUCACAAGUUAACUGAUACAUUGAAUUCUUGUACAUCAUCAUCUUCAUCACAUAACUUUGAUGGGCUACACCAAGUGCUAUUCACAUGAUACUUAUUGUACAACAUCAUAAGUUUCUGCGAAUAGAUUCUAUCACGAUUGAUCGACUUCCAAGAUUACAGUCAUACCUCAGUCGUAUUACAGCUACUUUGUCAAUUAAUACUUUUACUGAUUCGAUGGAAGUCCUCACUAGAUUUUUACUCCAUAGAAAUACUGACUUUGAAAAGUCCUAGGUAAAUCUCAUUAAUACUUUUACUGGAUACGGAAGAUGACGAGCAAGAUGUUUCCCCAACGUGUGCAUCCUGGGCAACAGGUGGCCGCGAGUCAGCAAUUGGGAUCCUCUCUUAUGGUGAAAGCAAUGAUUUUUUAGCGAGAUCGUCUUUGUUUAGCAGCUUCGUUCUUUGAAGCGAUGUAUCAAUGUUGGUUAGAAAUAACUCAAACUUCGGAUUCAACUCCUACGUUGAAUUUCGAUUUCGAGUCCCCUUGUAACACGACUUGAAUCCCACACUAUUUUCCACCUCCUCUAACUCCUUCGCCUCCUCACAUCAACUUGCGCAGAAUCGGUUGAGUGCUACUCGGAGUCCGGUUCUAACUCGUGCGGAUAAUGAUGCUCGCCAGCAGCUGUUUAACGAUGUCAAUGCGAAGAUAAAUGAGUGGCAGACGAAACUCAAUGACGAUAAUGCAAAAUUUACGGCAGGAUGGGAACAGGUAAGUAGUUGUAGUUCUAUUGUUCGCGCAAAAAUGGGAAAAGCUAAAAAGGAGUAUUAGUCCUCUCAUUCUACGACCUUUUUGAUAUGCAGCAGAAGAUAUGAAUAAAUAUGUUGUUUAAUUAUCAAAUAUUAAGUAACAAGUUGAAGUUUUUCGAAGUUGUAGUAGAUUGGCAGCCAGCAUGUUGAUGUCCACCAAGAAUGCAUCCUUCAACAUCUUUCCAGAUGGAGCAAAGAUGGGAGCAGCUGGAGAAAGCGCAAAAUACUUUCAAUCGACAGCGAGAAGAGGAGAUGAAACAGCGCGAAGCCAAAGUUGCAGAAAAAGCCAGGUAACUAACGUGUUUAGCGAUGAGAUGUGGGGUGAUUACAAUAAUUUGAAGUGAUAUAGCUACACUAGGGCUCAGGUUUUAGGGUGGCUUAGGCUUUUUUUAGGCUUAACCUAACCUAAUAUCAGAUUGUUGGAGGAAAAAACACGAAUUGAAAAGGAUAUUGAAGGGGCGAAGGAACGAACGCGUUUAGAAGUGCAAGCAGCUGCAGAGGAAGAACGCGCGAAGCACAGGGAAACGUGGGAAGCUGAAAAACUGAUACACGAUGCCGAAGUGCGAGCAAGGGAAGAAAAAAAGAAAAUUUAUGAUCAGGCAACAAGAUCAACAGCUGUCUUUCACAACUAGCUCUUUAUCUUCUUUUUAGACCAUUAUAGAAGCAAGGAGUCCGCGGGUAUAACAGAUAGAGAAGGAACAUUCACACUAUAUAUACUUUUUAACAAAACCUCCGUCAUCGAUCCCGACCAUGACCAGCUUUAGCAUCCCUUUCUUUCUUCAAAUUGUGUGGCGCAUUGAGGACAGUGCUGCACUUGCAGACGCGAAAGCUGCGAUUGAAAAGCAGCGAAGCGAGCUAGUAGAGAAGCAAGCAGAUAUUGAAGAAAGGGAGAAAACGCUGGAAGAAAAAGAGAAGAAGUAUCUAUUCAUCUUUCUAUGUAGGAGUGGUCGUUUGUUACAAGAAUGCGAUGUAGAGGUGGUCUAAAUUGUACUACUUCCAGGAAGUAGUAGGUUGCUUUCUCUUAUUUAAAGUCAUUACCGAAGAUAGUGUUUUAAAUUCUAAUAUUUUUGAAAUCAUCAGCACUUUAUUCAACAUCGAUCAUCUUCAGGUACGAAAUCGAGCAGAGUCAGAUCAAAACUGGUCAAGAAGAAAUCGAUGCUAUACGACGUGAGGUGGAACAAGAGAGGGAAGCAGCCCGCACCCAGCGGGAGGCAGUAGAACGUUUGGAAACAGAAGGCAUGGAAAAGUUAGGUUCUUGGGUUGUAACGAGACUACUCGAAUAGUCAAGAUAAGCGAGUAAGUAACACAAAUACCGAGUACCUGAGAUUAUUCCCUAGCAGGCUCGCUUACUUCAGGUUUUCGAUUAGAAGGCAGAGUAGGUGGAAGAGGAUACCCAUCAGCGGAGGACAUUGCCAUUAUUGAGUAACACCUACACCUGCUUCAGCCAUUUUUCUUGAUGUUGCUAAAAACAAGUGUCUCCUCCAGUAUCUGUCUCUAAGAAAUCUUCGAAAAGAGCACGAGAGCGCUCUCGAGACAGCUCUCGCCGCACUGAAAACGGAGCAUGAGACUGUGGCAGCGCAAUCCAGACAGACUCUCAUGGAAAAAGAUCGAGAAGUCGUGGACAAAGAUAAAGAAGUAUGCACUCUUCGAGAGGAACUCAAGGAUCUUCAGACGAAACUCGAACAGGCAGCUCAACAGCUUCAGGUACAAGGAAAUGUUGUUGUUGUGCCUCCAACUUCUCAUCAAGUAGAGACGACGGAACAAUUGCCUGCUGUUAUCGGAGAAGAUACUCCCAUGGAAAAAGCGGAGGAAGUAAACUUUUCAACUGCUGCUGGUGCAGAAAAGGGCGACGAAGCUGGUACAGCUGGUGGCGCGUGUGGAGGCAGUGCUCAACAGCGCGAAGUAGACAAAAAAGAGAGUGAUGAUCAUGCUAAAAAAGUUUCUAUAGACGACGAGGUCGCAGUUGAACAAUCUGACGAGAACAAUUCACCUGCUGCUGCUGCUAAUGCUGUAGCAGUAGAGGAGAACGAAGGGAGCACUGCUAGGCUGGAGGAACAAGUAGAACAAGCUUCAGCAAAUAGAGCGGACGAGUCGGAGAUGAAUUUAUCUCCUGCACGACCAGCCUCUUCUGUUGAUUCUCCUGCUGCUGUAGAGGAAACUCCAAAGGAAGAAGCUGUCGAUUCUCCUGCUCUCCCGACGCUGCUAGAUUGUAAUGAUAACAACGCAAAAGCAGGAGCCGAAGAUGAGGAUGUAGGACAACAGGAGGGACGAGAAGGAGGACAAGGACCAUCCUCCUCAAGGAAAAGCGUUUUGUCAGCACCAGAGAAGCGACGAUCUUCUGUUGAACAAGCUGCUGCUGAAAAGAAAGGUAGUAGUAGUAGUAGUAGUAGUAGUAGUAGUAGUAGUACUUCUGGUGGUCUCUUGGCGACUGCGAGUGUGGUCGUGGGAGACGAGAUGGCAGUGACGGGAGAUGCAUCUUCGACGAAAGCAGGAGUCGAGGAAGCUCGUCCGGGAGUAGCUGUCAAUCAAGAAGUUCUUGUAGACCAAGUUGAAAAAGGACCAUCGUCCACUUCUCUCAAGGACGAUGAACCAGAACAAACACCAGCCAAAACAGAAAGUCGAAUAAAGCGGGAGGUAUUACUUAUACUUUUUCUUUGUGAUAAGCACUUGAAAUACAACAACCGGUUCGUUUUUCCCUCUUUUCUUAGGUGUACCCCUUCAAGCAAUGUGUUGUCUCUUUUUUAUCGUACGAGAGUAGAAGAGUAGGAGUACGAGGACAGCAAUGUAGGAAGAUAAAGAUCCAGCUCAUGCUCAUGCUCAUCUUGCUCUGAUCCACAUCCACUUUCCCAACACAGAAAGAGGAGGAGUUUGCUGACAUCGAUAAGUUUGUUACGAACCGAAUGUUGCAAGAGAAGCAAACACUGGAAGGAAAGACCUCCACGAAUGAUGAACAAUUAUGGUCAACAUUUAGUGUCCAUCAUUCUCGGCAUCUUGGUCCCCUUUUCCCUGGAUUCUCGUGAAAUACAAGGUAUAAGGGACCCCAAGAAAAGGGUGGCCGAGAUGCAAUCGAGUCGCAGACUCUAAAACAGGGCCAACUAUCAGACGAACAACAAGGAUCUUCAUCCACUUCCCCUGAGCAAGCUGUUCCACCAGCUGCCGCAACUGCAACCGCCGCUCCUGUGCCACCUAAUAGCUCCACUUCGCCACUGAAAGAGAUCGAUGCCGUCACCUGUUCCGCAUUUGUUGAGGACGAAGGAGCCGCGUCUGCUUGGAAAGGUACAGAGCGCAACAAGCAGGUCAAGGUGACUGACGAAAUCUGGUCCGUUAGUUCCCAUGGUUCGAUGCCGACAAGUUCUCUGGUGGCUCCUUAUCAUGGCGUUGUAGCUGAACCGCAGCAAGGACACGUCGCUAUGAUGCCUGUAGACCAAGGCCAAGCUGCAAUGAUGGCGGGACACAACGCUGCAUGGGGCUCGACGACUGCUGCAGACUAUCAUGGCUCUGGCUGGAUGGGCGAACAAUCAGGCUGGCAAGCGCAACAACACUGGACUACAAGGCAGCCCGUGCAUCAUGGCGCCGCUGGGUACUAGACUCAUACAUUUAGAUUGACUUAAAUUGCGCUAGGUUUUCGUGUCGUUAUUCACAGUUCUUCUCAUCUUCUACCUGUCGAUGUUAUACCUAAUAGAUUUAGUUUACCAUCAGCAAGAGAACCAAACCAUGUUGAUAAUGCCUCACCACAGGUAUAACGCUGCUGCGGAACAACAGCCUGCCUACCCACCACCUCCUGUGCCGCGAAAAAAUCAUGGCUAUCACGAUUCCUACGAGACUUUGAACUCUGGUCGGCGUCCCGAAAAUAAUAAUCAUCGUGAAGCGAAUGCGAAUAAAGACUCUACUACAUCUAGUACUCAUAAAGAAGCUGCGGCUCUCGGCGUUUAUUCUGCUACUGUUGUGCCUCCAGUUGGUGCUGUUGCUGUAACUACUUCUGAACAACCAGUCCCAGGCAUUGGUGUUGCAGCAGCCCCGUCGCUUCCCGAGAGUGCGAUUGGUGCUGGAUGGGCCGACGAAGCCGUGGUUCCGCAAAAUGGAUCCAGCUCUCAGGACCAUGCAUCUCAGUCGAAGACCAAGGAUGCCGAGACAGCAGAAGAAACGACUCCUGUGGAAGCUGCGAUAAAGGCUGCUGAGGCGGUGGCAGAAGCUGCAGCUUCUGGGAAAGGUAAUAGAUAGAAGGUACAUCUAGGAGGGACUUGGAGUUGGUUUUGAGGCGGUAGUUUUCGUGGAAAGAGGCCGAUCUGCCGACGAGAAUCCUUUUUGUCUACGUACUAAGUAAAGGUAAUUACUCGAAGAGAAACAACAUUGACUUAUAGUUUUGCUUUUCAAUCAUUACAGACGCAGCAGCACCAGAUGGAGAAGAAGCGGUGCCCGCAACUAGCGCAGCAAAGAACGAAGGCGAUUCGCCUGGAAAUGUAGUUGAUGUAGUUGGUGAGACUCAAACUAGUACAAGUGAAAAUCCUGUUUCUGGUACCGAAAAAGCGAACAAGGAGCCAGAGGACAACGCGACUGGUGGCAUUCCCGAAGUAGAUUUUGGUCAAGAGGCAGCAGCACCUACUUCGGAGAUCACGAAUCCCUCUGCAGCGACUAAUAAGGCAACGAAUGAACCCAUCACGUCUGGACAAACAGGGGAUCAUACGAGUGGUAGUGCUGAGAACACCAACAGGAAGAUGGAGGAGAACGACGAUCCUCCGAAUACAGCGGGUACAACUACAAGUACAUCGAGAACUCAGCGAGUACACCAGGUUGAAGACGGAUACCACAACAAGAGCAUCGUCCAACAGCAUCGAGCUCAGCAGUCCAUGGAACGCCGUCGGCCCAGUCGAUCUCGCUCUAAAGAAGUACUACGUGGACGAGGAUACUCCUCUCGUUCGCGCGCUGCAGAUCGGGGGCAACGCAACACCAGAGGUGGUCGUUACGGCACGGUUGGCAACAGUCGCUACAACAAUAUGGGGCCAUCUCUCGGAGGUAGCGACGGAGCCAGCGGAGUGCGAGAUCAAAGUUUGCCUGCGAUUCGAGGCGGAGAGCAAAACAAUGCUGAUCAAAAAGGACAAAGUGCUGAACAAUCUGGUGGACCUGGAAACCAUCUUCCAGUUUCCAAUCCUGCUUCCACGACUGUGUAUAACCGAUUUACCGCUGGGGCUCCGCCUAGUAGUACCGAUAAUAACAGAGGAGCAGGAGGUGCGAAUCAUCGUGGUGGUGGAGGACGAGGGCGCAACAAUUCGAGACAGCGCGGAGGAGACACCACCAAUAACAUGCUGCCCUCUCGAGGAGGUGCUGGAGCUGGAAGCGUAAACAAUGCAGCUAGCAGUGACCGCAUGAUGAUCGACCGCAACACGUUGAUGAACAACAGUGCUCGAGGCAAUAACAAUAACAGUAACUACAACAAUAUUCGAGACAACAAUAAUCUUCACGGCCCUCGUAGUGGCAACAUGGGCGGAGGUGUUCGUGGACGAGCAAUGUCCCCAAGACGUAAUGGUCGAGAGCGUCGCUCUCGCUCGUCGCGAAAUCGGACGCGCACAGCCGGACGUAAUCAAGACUCGCGCAGCCGCAGAAAUUUUCGUGGUGGACGAGACCGAUUGCAAGUCGGAAAUAAUCGCGAUCAGCAUGGCACUAGGAACACCCCGAACGGCUACAACAAUCAGCACAAUGCAGGAGGAUCAUCUUCACAGGCAGGUGGAGGGCAACACGGAGGACAGGAUAGCAACAUGAUCGACCGCAACAAUCUGCAGGGACAUCGUAACAACAACAAUUUCUAUAAUCAGGGAGCCUACGGAGGACGACAUAGCGACCAGAGGCAUUCGAUGCGGCCACCUUUCGGUGUACCCAACAGGGGAAGCACUUGUAAUAGAGAAGUGCCACGCGUUAACGUGUCUGUCUCUACGGCCAGAGGUGAGCGAACGGUACCGCAGCUCUCGCGACAAGAUCAUCAUGCUUCAACAAGAGGAGAGCAUGCUUCAACAAGAGGAGAUCAAGAUCGUGUUCAACAAUACGGCAAUCCUUCAUUGGUUUCGUGUUCCAGCAGCAGUGGCGUUUCUGCACAAGAAAGUCAAAGUAUUUCUGCAAGUUGCUCUUCUUCCAGUAGUACCUCGACCUCGAAUGUGACGUCUGCGAACCCAUCUGCAGCAGCGUCACCCCGUGAAUCAAACCACAGCGAUAUGAAUGACGGCAACAGGCGUCGUGCUAAGCCUGGACGAGUGUACAACAAUGCUGCGAACAUAUGUUCUAUGGUCUCAACGGCUUCUGAAGCCAGGGCGGCAGCUCCAACUGGAGGUGCGGCAGAAGAUGGUGGAGAAUCCACAACCAAUUACAAAUCCUCUUCUGCCACAGACACAGAAAAAGCAGCGGGAGAUCAAGACACGACAACUAAUGCUGCUGCGAAUGCGGAGGCUGAUACUCCUGGAGGUCGUGCUGUCGAGAAGUCAGCAAGAAAGAGUGUUGCUGAUGCUGCAGAGGACAAUGCUGCACAUGAUUAUAUACCGGAGGCUGGCGCUGGUGUCGCAGAAGGUCGUCGCUCUCCUAGAAGGAGCACAGGGGGAGACGAAGCUGAGAAACGUAGAAGCAAUGCUUCGCAGCAUCAAGAGGAGGCCGCGAGUAAACGGGAGGACAAUGACAACUCUAAUUUUGUGGGAGAGGGCAGAAAGAGGGCAAGGUCUCAGGACUCCUCCGAUGGAGAGCGUGAGCGAAGUGAGUCCGCGAGCUCAGCAGUUGUAGCAGAGAAACAAGUAGGUGCUGAGAAAAAACACAACAAGACUGAGAAAAAGAACAAAAAGGACACCAACAAGUCUUCAGGUGGUGGAAAUAAGAGUAAGAAAGCCAUGAAGAAGGACGGUAAGGGUUCGGGGAGCAAGGCGAAGAAGAACAAAAGCAAAAAGGACGCUUCUGGAGACCAGGUCAGGAAGGACAAGACGAAGUCCAAAAAAGACAAUGGGCGAAAGAAAAAGCAGAAUAAGAAGAACAAGAAAGAUCAACAAGCUUCCAAAAACGCCAAAAAGCCAUCUUCUGACUCCGAAAACGAAGAUGCCCCCGCUCCUAAAUCACCUACAAAUCAACAGCAACAGAAUAAUACACAAGAAAAUGCAAAUUCUGCUUCAGCUUCUUCAUCUAGCUCCGCAACGGGAGUGAGCAAAGACAUCGAGAUGAAGAAUAAGCCAAGAGUAGAACGUAGUCCUCGCAGCUCACGCUCUGACUCUUCGUCGCGAUCGCGCAGUCCCCAAGUCAGCAGUCCCAUUAGUCCGAAGCGUAGUGACAGAAGCCGAUCUUCAGAUGAGAGGACGAAGAAACAUAGAACUAGUGGUCGUGGUCGAGAGGAAAAGGCAGAUGAAGAGGAAGAUGGGAAGAGGACUUCCGGUAAUAAAAGGGACUCUACUUCUUCUCAACAACAGAGGCGACCGGAAGCUCAAACAGCAGCUGCGUCGAGCUCUUAUGGGUUAUUUUCGAAAGAUUCAUCAGUCAGGAGAACACAAUUUUCCAAAAUGUUGUUUCGCACACCUCCAUGCAGUCUUGUUUUUUCCACAGGGUCGGUUGGUACUUCGGUUUGAAGAUGUCUGCGCAAUCGACGUUCAUAUAUUUUAAUCACUAAACUUAAUGCAGGGGUUAGUAUCCUAAACGACCUACAAUCUAGUCCUCUCAUCAUAUGAAACUCAACAAACUCACAAGCAUGCUAGUGUUUUCUUCUUUCAAGAUGUUGGCACUACCUGCUCUAAGAUAGCCAUGCGGCGAGUAAGGAAUCUUCAGAAGCUCCUGCAGGGACCGGAGUGGAUGCGGCAGGCUCUCGAUCGUCAUCGCAUGCUCGGAGCUCCCGAUCUCGUUCUCGGAGCAAACGAUCUGAUAGCCUAAGCGAAAGCCUUUCACAUUCGAAAAGUUUGAGCGGAUCGUCCAAGUAGACAAGAAGUGCUAGAGCCGAUUGUCCAUCAAGUAAGAAGAACGAUUCAAUAUGUAUCUCACAGAGUUUUUAAAAGACAUGAAGCUAAAGCCGUUGACUGCGCUGUUAUGUAUUUAUCAAUCUGCCCUAUAGAUGGGGGGUUUGUUAGAGGAAAACUAGAAAUAAAAGAUCAUGGCCACCACCCAGAUACAACACCCGUGCAUGGAUGCGAAGGCAGGAGUCGUUCCUUUCUUUGUUGUAUGGUAUAAUAGAUAGACAUACAACUACAAACGGAGAAACACAAAUAUAAAAUUGGACUUGAUAUAGUGCCUGCGCUCCACCAUCAUGAUUACAGUACUACAUGCGGCGAAAAUAUUGAUGUUUUUUUUUCUCACCAACCAUCCAAUAUUUGAAUAAAUGUUGUCCGGAUCACAAUUGAUCGCAAUCUAGUCGUUCCACAUAUUUACACAUUGAUUUAGCUUUUCCAUUGGUCGUGAUCGUGUUGGUUGCGAUCGGUCGGUCGAUGCAAAUGUUUGAAAGUACAACUUAAGCAAAGUUUUUCGAAGAAAACAAGAACUCCGCGAUACCUUUGAAAAAAACCCAGCCUGUUUUUUUACGAUCGGAAAAAACGAAUGUUUACCAACAUUUUUAUUCCGUUGUCGGCAUAAAUUACAUUCAUGCUCAUGCUCAUGACCACUGUUUUUUUUUACAACCCCCGCGUAGUCUUAUGUUGAUCAUUUUCCACAACAUGCUUGUAAUCUUGUCCUUCGUCAUUUGAUGAAAGUAAGCAUAUUGAUGCGUCUAUCAUUGUUCUAAAAUACAACAAAGAACUUUGAACUUGAUUCAACUCUUCUCUUCAUAGAACUAGAACGGCACCUUCACUUCAUGACCAUUGAUUACCACAAUAACCACACAAGCUGUUGAUCUUGAAGACCCAAUUUGGAAAUAAGGCGCGCAACUCUUUUCACCGUUCGAAAUGCAAGCCAUCGAUGAACUAUGCGCCACGACUCUGAGACUACGAAUGGUUUUGCGAAAUCAAGGAGUCUCUCCUUUACGUGGAUGAUGUAACUAAAAAUCCAUGCGACCCCAUGGCUUUUGUUCUUAUUUGUAGUGUUGCUCAAUAUCGGAUGUUGUGCUGUUUCCUGACGUAUGACGUGAGAAACAUGUCUCUCAUCCGAACCGUCCACCCUUUUGUUGCAAUUGUUGUUACUCGUCAAUGCAAUUAUUUCAAUGACGAUAGACUCCUGUCUCU
Molecule: messenger RNA, 10011 nt
Organism: Amoebophrya sp. A25
Lineage: Eukaryota; Dinophyceae; Syndiniales; Amoebophryaceae
Source: the annotation of a GenBank genome assembly